Schizophyllum commune H4-8 is the source of this 4911-nucleotide messenger RNA. RefSeq lists its product as uncharacterized. Bases 1 to 4527 code for a protein of 1508 amino acids. The transcript has 18 exons. NCBI's taxonomy places the organism in Eukaryota, Fungi, Basidiomycota, Agaricomycetes, Agaricales, Schizophyllaceae. The record is from RefSeq and is a predicted model, not a curated record. Gene Ontology annotation, molecular function: phosphorelay sensor kinase activity; histidine phosphotransfer kinase activity; protein binding. Gene Ontology annotation, biological process: protein autophosphorylation; phosphorelay signal transduction system.
AUGGCAAAAGGGCAGUUCGCCAACGCCGUCAUCACACCCAAUGCCGGCAGGAACGUCGGCGCCAACGACAACGACGACAGCGGUGGCGGACACCGUCAGCGACGACGUCGAAAGCUCUUCAUCAUCACCUCCUUCACGCCCCACGCGCCCCAGGAGACGACGCCCGACGCGCCCAUCAACAGCACCGGAAAGAGACGCGUCUACAGCCUUCCUGCCCUCGUUCCCAUCGGGCCACGGCCUCGUUACGGAAGAGUGCCAGGAGCGACCGUCAGGGAGGACGAAGAUCAUGAGGGGGGCGCUCGUGUAUCCUCCUCCGCACCUGAAGAUUCUAGUUUGCACGCGAACUCCGCGCACGAUACAUAUGAUCUGCCCGAGUACAACUGGGCGACUUUCAUGGACCUUUAUGCCGCCGGUCGCUGGAAUUCCUUCCGUAUACCGCGCUUCCCGAUUCCGCACUCCACACCGUCCGUCAAGGCCCAUCACUCGUACUCUGAGCCUCAGCCGCAGGAAGCUGUCCCUAACAGGACUACUGUGCGCCACAACAGUGAUGGCACCCCGCCCAGGCCGGUGAUGUCGACAUCAGUCCCCACCAAACCUUUUCGCGCCAAUGCGCCGACCCUCAAGGGUCUCCCGAUGCAGCGCUUCCGCAACUCGUUCUCUUCCACGAACACGCUAUCGUCUGCUCCCUCGAAUGGCUACAAGAGUCCGAUCAAGUACCCCACCAUUACUUCCUCACACAACGCCGACAUUCAGGCUCAGGCGGCGACAGUCAGAAUGGCAUCCCAAUUCGCUGAUGUGUCCCCCCUUGCACUGCCCUCGCCCGAGCAUGAGCUGACAGAUCCGAUGCACGGCAAUACCGCGACCGUUCCGGGCUCCCAUCUCGCGGACAUGCACAGGGACAAGUACAAGAAGAGCAAUCUGGCGAGGUACGAGUAUUGGGGCGGCAUGCAAGACGUACAGACCGUGCUGGAAACUCAAGACGAUGAUCCUUCCCCGAUAUCCCAGUCCUCGGUCACGGAGUCGUCCAUGACACGUUCUUCGAAGUCCCCGUCCCCAUCGGCCGAGUCCGCAGCAUGUACUGUGGCGCGCACGGAAUCAACCUCGGCCACGACUGUGGACUCUGCUGCGCCUUCGCAAAAGAGCAGCCUUGUCUAUCCGCGCGAUGCCAUCCCACCGCCCGCGACGAUGCCGUCAUUUUCCGUCGAUGAAGAGGAGCCGGGUGACUACUUCGGCGCGCCCAAAGACAGGCCCAAGGAGAGCGUUCGCCGAAUGACAUCCUCCCCCGUCUCGAUGGAACCCCCAUCCUUUGGCUCCUCCGCAACCACGUCCAUCACGCACACUCCGAACUCGAUAUCUGGCAUCGACACCACGAUGUCGGCGCCCCUCGUCCCACGCCGUACGGGCCUCAUGCGGCAGGUGUCGGCGCCCCUCCCAUCGAAGAUCAUAGCCCCGCCGCCGGUGCAGCGCACCCGAACACCACAGGAGAGCUACAUCAUGCGCCAGUCAGCGGAGGCAGAAGAGCGGUACCACAAGCAUGGUUAUCUGCGUGCCCCGAAGCCGCCGGUCGAGAAGGAGCGCAAGCGCGAGUUGCACAAGUUUAACAUUUGGAGGACGUACUCGGAUCCUAAUUUCGAUCGCAUCGUGCGCCUGGUGUAUAUGGUCUUCCAGCCCAAGGGCAUACAAUAUGUCACUAUCUCUCUUGUAGAUGGCGAAGAGGAAUGGUUCAAGUCAGUCGCUGGCUUCCGGCUGGAAGGUUUCGACCGGGCGUCUAGCUUCACGGGACAUGCUAUCCUCCAGAGCAAUGACGAGCCUAUGAUUGUUCUCGAUGCUCAGCGGGAUUGGCGGUUUGCGCGUAGCCCGAUCGUCACCGGCCCUCCUGCGAUUAGGUUUUACGCGGGAUCGCCGUUGCGGACGAAUAAUGGCUUCAACAUCGGCGCGCUGACGGUUAUGUCGACGAAUCCACGACCAGAUUUCUCGCCGUCGGAACGACAAACACUGAAGGAGUUCGCUGCCAUUGUUAUGCGGGAGUUCGAGUUGUGGAAGGACAAAAUCCAGCUACGAAUCCGGGAUAAGAUCCAGAGCUCUAUGGCGGACUUCAGUCGCGAGUGCUUGGAGCUCAACUAUGACGAGGCGGGCACGACGUCCGGCGUCUCGAUGGAAGUCGUGUACGACCGCGCGGCAAAGCUUGUCAAGCAAACGUUGGACGUCGAUGACUGCAAGGUCCUGGACUUCUCGCAUGGGGACGUCCUGGACACUAUGGGCGACGAUGACCGCGAAGAGGAGGAAGAGGGCAGUUCCUCGGUGUCGAUCAUCACGUACCAAGGGACCGGCGUGCCGACGACGAGCAAGCCGUUGACGCCAGAUCAACUGAGGCUGAUCAAUAACUUCUUCGAGAAGCACUCCAAGGGCCGGGUCAUCGAGCCGAUGGAGUCCAUUCUACGGACGACGUUCACCGAGAUCUUACCGACGGACAUUCAGUACGCGCUGACGGUGCCGAUCUAUAACAUCGACAAGCGACCGUUUGCGCUCAUCUGCGCGUACAACCUCGACAAGAAGGACAACAUACGCUACUUGGAGGGGCAUGAACUCUCGUUCCUUCGUGCUAUCGGGGUUAUCAUCUUGAGCGCGGUGCUGAAGAGAAAGAUGAUACUUGCAGACAACGCGAAGAGCCUGUUCAUCUCAAAUAUCUCGCAUGAGUUGCGGACACCGCUGCAUGGCAUCCUCGGGGCGGCGGAUAUGCUCACAUACGAUGGCACAUUGACCGACAACCAGCAAGCGUCGCUGGCGACCGUGAAGGCGUGCGGGCACUCGUUGAUUGAGGUCGUCGAUCACGUCCUGGACUUCACCAAGCUGAGCGGCAACAACUCAAGAUCGGGCGGCGUGGAGAACGUGCUUGUUCCGACCACCGUCGAUCUCGUCACGCUCUUUGAGGAAUCCAUCGAUGGCUGCUGGGUUGGUCACUGCGCUCGCACCCUGGUCGCGGAAGAGUCGUCGAGCGCCAUCGGAAGUCUGUACUCGCCACCGGAGUCGGACUCGCAGCUUCCGAAGAUGCAUGUGGAGACUAUCGUGGACAUUGGACGCAGGACGGAGGGUUGGAAAGUGAAGUGCGAGAAGGGUGGCAUCCGUCGGAUCCUCAUGAACAUCCUUGGCAACAGCUUGAAGUUCACCAAGCAAGGCUUCGUUCUCGUCAGGCUCGUCGAGCUGCCCAUGCAAGAGGGUGACCCAGCAGACAAGGUCAAAUUGGAACUCUCGGUCACGGAUACUGGCAAGGGCAUCACCAAGGAGUUCAUGCAGAACUCGCUGUUCCACCCCUUCGCGCAGCAAGAUCAUCAUCAAGCAGGCACCGGGCUCGGUCUUGCGAUUGUCAAAUCCAUCGUACACUCCAUGGGUGGCACGAUAGAGAUUGCGAGCGAGGAGGGCAAGGGCACUGAGGUCAGAGUUACCUUCUUCGCCGAACCGGUCCACGACGGGAAGCCUACACCCUCGGAAGAGCCAUUGAAAUUGGACGAAGGCGAUCCGCCUGUCGUAUCCCUGCACGGCUUCGACAAUGGCGAGCGCGGCACGCGGUUACUACGCGACGUCCUCACCCGCUACCUCACCGGCUGGUACAACUUCCGCGUCGACGAGGCCGGGCGUGGCAAUGGCCAGAUCCUCGUCGCCAACAACGACCUGGCGCCACUCGUCCGCGCCUUCGAUGCACGCGAUUUCUCGAAGGCCUUUAUCAUCGUCUCCGACUCGCGCCAGUCGCCCGAGCAGCUCGCUCUGAUCAAUGAGUUCGAGCGCUUGGGCGGCUUCUGUCGCGUGAUGUACAAACCUGGAGGUCCGUCGAGACUGCGGGCUGCGUUAGCGCCGUGCUUGCAUUAUUUGAACGUGAAGAGGGCGGGUGCGACGGAGAUGCUGACGCCGGGGACGGGGCCGACGACGCCGAUGAGCGAGGGCUAUGGUGGUGGUGGGAGGGACAUGCUUAUCCCGAGGCGGCCUGGGCUGAAUCGUGCGGUCACGGCGCAUCCCGCAGCGCUGCAUUGGACCAUUCCGGAGACACAGGAUAUCGAGGAAGAGGACACCGAAAUCGAGGUCCCUGCCUUGGCGAUCGGCGAUGGCGCGGCGACAAUCUUGAAAUCUUCGUUAGAGCCGGAGAAGGCCAAACAUGGGCGCAUUCUCGUUGUGGAGGACAACGUGAUUCUGCGGAGGGUUUUAACGAAGUGGAUGAGCAAGAAAGGCUACGACUUCCUGGAUGCUGCAGAUGGUCGCAUGGGUGUUGAGGUGUACAGAGACAAGGGACCCUUCGAUGUCGUUCUCCUUGAUCUCUCCAUGCCCGUGCUCGAUGGCUUUGGUGCAACGGCGGAAAUACGCGAUCUCGAGACGAGUCGAAGUAUGCCUCAUGCCCGUAUACUAGCUCUGACUGGGCGUUCGUCAUUGGACGAUAAACGAAGAGCGUUUGAGGCUGGCGUCGAUGGCUACUUGGUGAAGCCUGUGGAAUUCUCGACGCUCGAAAACAUAUUCCGCAAGCUCGGACUUGCCUCAUGACUGACGACAAUCUCGCACUAGCUCUACUGCUCUCUGAUUCAUUCCGUCCCAUUCUCAUUGCUAUCUAUCCUCACAUGUAGGGAUUGUGUUGUUUUCGCUGCCGGCCCUUCGACACCUGCGCACGCUUGUGCUCUGUUCUGUCGGACCUUCUGCUUCUGGGCUGGUAUGUGUUGUAUACUGGUGCAUUCUUCUUGUACUCUCCCAGGCUUUACAUUGUACAACCCUAUUACACUCAUCUACGCUAUGCCCGCGGACACUCGGGAUGGGUCCUAAUCAUGUACAUUGUGGCGCUCUCCGCUUUGGCAUUGUUGGCAUGUCUUACUCAUAACAUAGUGUAGCAUUACCGGUCCCUCGUGCUUUAGAAUUCAAAGUGGUUAUUGAGCG